AUGUCUGGCACGGAGAACUGGAAAGACUUGUCCAACUGGAGGACCCGGGACCCAGUCACAUCAACAGUCAAAAGCUCUUCCCAGUCUCGUGAUUCCCGUAAAAAUCUAUUAGGAGCACCGUCCUGGAGAAGUAGAGAUGUCACUAGCAAUGCAGGGCCCCAGAGUCCACAGCAAGAGCCGCGCAAGAUCUGGACCCCGAAAAGUCGUCCAUUUGACCGUGAGCGGACAAUAGACAAGCGACAAGAAGACGAAGGAAGCGCCGCAAAAGCCAUUGCCGAAGGCCGGCGCAUCUAUAUUGGAAACCUACGCUAUCAGGCAAAGCCCGACGACAUCGAGAAUCUGCUUAAAGCCAACGACCUGGGAAGUUUUGAGUCGAUCCAUAUUUCUAUCGACCCCUUCACGGGGCGUAAUCCAAGCUACUGCUUUGUUGAGUUCCCAGACCGCGAGUCAGCCGAUCUAGCCAUGUCUACAUUAGAGGGCAAGAUGCUGCUUAGUAGGGAGGUCAAGUGCCGUCCAUGCAUACCAAAGGGCGGCGCAUCUGGAGGGAGACAGGGCGAGGGCUCCAAGCGCUGGGGCCACUGGACAGGAGAGAAGACUACUGUGGAUGAAGGAGGUGAAGCAUCAUUAGGACAGGAUAUUGGAAAGGGGGAGCAGGAAGGCUCGUCGUCUACAUUUACUAGACAUAGGGAUGAUUUCAGCAACCAGCGGUUGUACGUCGGUGGCCUACCGCGGAUGCACGACCAAGCAACCAACUCUGCAGAAAUCAGAGAGUUAUUCAAAGAGUUUCAAGUUGAAGCAAUAAGCAAAAGGGUCACUGCCCAUGAAUCAAUCCGUGCCAAGCCUGGCCAUCAUGAUUUCUGUUUCGUUGAUUUUGUGACGCCAGAGCAGGCUCAGGCGGCAAUAGAUGCCAUCAACGGUACAUAUUUUCGUGGCGGGCGGCUGAAGAUAUCCUUUGCUGGCAGCCGCUCUCGCAAGUGGCAGGAGAGGGAAAACAUCGACGUCAAUGGAUAA
Daldinia childiae is the source of this 1011-nucleotide messenger RNA. RefSeq names its product putative rna recognition motif containing protein. The record is from RefSeq and is a predicted model, not a curated record. The transcript is spliced from 2 exons. Bases 1 to 1011 code for a protein of 336 amino acids. Gene Ontology annotation, molecular function: RNA binding. Lineage: Eukaryota; Fungi; Ascomycota; Sordariomycetes; Xylariales; Hypoxylaceae.